This is a messenger RNA of Mytilinidion resinicola, 936 nucleotides long. RefSeq lists its product as uncharacterized. Lineage: Eukaryota; Fungi; Ascomycota; Dothideomycetes; Mytilinidiales; Mytilinidiaceae. The record is from RefSeq and is a predicted model, not a curated record. The coding region runs from base 1 to 936 and encodes 311 amino acids. The transcript has a single exon.
AUGAGAACCCUCGACAGCCUCCCUUCUGAGCUGCGACAGCAGAUCGUCUUGAACAGCAUAAGCUACGAAUUCCAGGAAGUCAUACCAACAUCGCCAGUGUUGCCAGCCGACGAGGAGCCGCCGUCCCCUAUCCCAAGAAUCCGGGUGCAUACUCCUCUCAGUGGUGUCUGCAAGAUUCUCCAAGCAGACACCCAGGAAGUACUCCGCCGUUGGCCUGACGCCAAAACGGGUUCGUUCGGCCCGCUUGAGACGCCAUGGGACUUGCGUUGCUUGAACCUUCUCAGCCGUUACUUCACACAGCGUGCCACCACCUUGAACCGCGCAUGGCCCGGUAUCCAGGAAAUGGAAAUUCACCUAUUCGACCAUCGCAAAACUUCCUGGGAUUAUCCCAAAGGGCAAAGCAUUGGAUACGACUUGGCUGCAGCACUGCAACAUGAAUGUAUUCUACGCGAGUGGUCUGGUGACUUUGAAGGAUGGAUCCCUGCAAGCAUUAAGGUUCUGAAGAUUGACCUAACGAUCCCAUCUGGGCCACUGAAAGUUCUGGAUGAAUGCGGCCAGGGAGGUGCUCACGUUCUAGAACACGAGCGAGUCGAAUUCCAGGGAAAGUUUUGGUACCACCUUUUCGACCAAGUAGUGCGUACACUUAGCAACAUCAUCUGGGACAACGGCUUCCUCAAUUUUCCCAACAAGAUGGAGCACAUUGCGCCAGCACUAGAGAAUUUGGUGAUUGAGACGAUUGGAACGGCUCCUGAUAGCCAGGUUUAUGCCAUGGCUAAUACGAGGGAAUUGUGGAGGGGAAAGUGGGAAAAAAAGCAGGAAAUACUUUCUGCCUAUAGUUCUACCGAUUCCAAGAUCGUCCUCGACUUGUCCAAUUACACGAGGCAGAUCAAGGCGAAACGAGUGGAGCUAGGGCUAGAUACUAUGGAGAAUGUAUGA